Molecule: messenger RNA, 888 nt
Organism: Raphanus sativus (radish)
Lineage: Eukaryota; Viridiplantae; Streptophyta; Magnoliopsida; Brassicales; Brassicaceae
Product: egg cell-secreted protein 1.1
Exons: 1
Coding region: 204-653 (149 amino acids)
Biological process (GO): double fertilization forming a zygote and endosperm
Source: RefSeq, a predicted model, not a curated record
ACUAAGCACUAAUUAUCUCAUAGAGGUGUCCAGUGACUUCCCUCGUUAAUUACUUUGGCCCUUUCACUCUACCAUUUACUUGUAACAGUCAAGGCUCGAGUGUUUCUAUAUAAACUCUCUAAGGUUCACUCUCACUUCUCAUCACAAACACAAGCAAAUCAAACCACAUUCACUCUUUAAUCUUUCUCCUCUCUAACCUAUCAAUGGCUACCAAACCAACUUUUAUGGUUAGCUUCACUGUGGUGCUCAUGAUAAUGGUGGUUUCUUCCACAGUGACUGCACGACCUCUUAUGAAACCAACCGUGGGUGCACCUUCUCCUUCCACAAGCCUUGUCUACCGUCUUAGGCUUGAUGAAGAAACAGGUUACUGCUGGGACUCAUUGAUGCAGCUCCAACACUGUUCAGGAGAGCUGAUCUUGUUCUUCCUCAACGGUGAGACUUACAUUGGUCCUGGGUGUUGCAGUGCUAUAAGAACCGUGGGACGCAAGUGUUGGCCUACUAUGAUUGGUGUUCUUGGUUUCACUGCUCAAGAAGGUGACAUGCUCCAAGGUUACUGUGAUGAUGAACAUGACGAACAUGCUCUUGCCUUCUCGCCACUUCCUCCUUCCGUGGGAUUCAAGCAUGCUACGGUUGCUAGAUCUUCUAACCCUUGAACGCUAGAUUUACAGUCUACGUUUUCUUUCUUUAUAAGAGAAAUGAUUAUCUAAUGUAACUGGAGAAGGCUAUUGAUGAAAUAGCUUCUCUGUUUUUACUCGUUAAUAAAAAGGAGAUUACUCACAACGAAGUUUUGCAAAUCUUGUUUUCUUCUCAAAUCUAUACAUACAAUUCUCCAUGCUUAGAUCAAUGAAUAAUCAAAAAAAAUGUUACUAGCCGUAAGACCUGGUGAGG